Messenger RNA from Cottoperca gobio, 886 nucleotides. It is a transcript of the gene slc25a46, whose product is annotated as solute carrier family 25 member 46. Gene Ontology annotation, cellular component: mitochondrial outer membrane. The coding region runs from base 222 to 860 and encodes 212 amino acids. Gene Ontology annotation, biological process: mitochondrial membrane fission; axon development; mitochondrial fission. The record is from RefSeq and is a predicted model, not a curated record. NCBI's taxonomy places the organism in Eukaryota, Metazoa, Chordata, Actinopteri, Perciformes, Bovichtidae. The transcript is spliced from 6 exons.
GUAACACCGCCAGUCUGCCGGAAGUGAAGAAGAAGAACUUCCAGGUGACAGUUGGAUGUUGUUUUCGGGUCAAAUCAAUCCGGGACGAAUAUUCCUCCUUUAUAUAAUUCCUCCCGUUAUUUUACCGGAACGUGGAUGUGUUCAGGUUGAUGACCUCUGGUAUCCGUUAACCGGAUCUUAGUCCUGGUCCUCCCGAAGUUCGUCCCCGCACCGACCCUCCGAUGGCCUCCAGGCGGCCCGACAGCUUUGACGGGCUCGGCUAUCGCGGCCGCGAUGACCCGCUGUAUGGAGCAAGCUACCCGGUCAGGAGCGCAGGAGCCCCCGCCGAGAUGCAGCACCACCACUGGGUCACCACGCCGCCGGACAUCCCCGGCAGCCGCAACCUGCACCAUGGAGAGCGGACUCCUCAGCACGACGAGCCGCUUGGAGAGCCCAGAGGUCCCGGAGCCGCAGCCGGCUGGGAAGCUCCGCAGCCGGGGUUACCUCCUGCCGAGCAGCUCAAUCGAUUUGCAGGAUUUGGGAUCGGACUCGUCAGUCUGUUCACUGAGAACGUCCUUGCUCACCCCUGCAUCGUCUUCCGCAGACAGUGUCAGGUGAACUACCACGGUCGCUGUUACCACCUGACUCCGUUCAGCGCCGUCGCCGUCAUGUACGCCAUCACCAAGGCUCAGGGUCCGAAGGCUCUGUGGAAGGGGAUGGGCAGCACCUUCAUUGUUCACGGCAUCACGCUCGGAGCUGAGGGCGUCAUUAGCGAGCUCACACCGUUACCACGGGAGCUUCCUCACAGGUGGAGCCUGAAACAGCUGGCAGGACAUUUGCUGCUCAAAGGGUCAGUUCACUUCUUCUAUUUAUUUAUUUAGUUCACUUCUUCUUCUCUUUAUUCAGU